UCCACGAAUCCUGCAUUGAGGCAAAGGCAUGCACCAAUCAUGCUGACCUCUUCUUGCAGAAUUAAACGUUGGGUAAAAGAGGUUGCUGACUUGGAAACGCUCCAAUGUCGUUAAAACCAAGUUAAGAGAGUUUAGUGCACCGGCUUGUAAUUGAAGUUAUUGCGAUCAGUUGCAAUUCAUUACGGCUUGACAAUUACAUUUAUUAAAAUCACAGGAAUUAAAUUUCGAUCGAUCAUGUCAACUUUAGUGACUAUUGAUGGAAGCAUGGGAGAGGGUAUAGGGUGGUCAAAUUUUGAGAGUGGCAUUGAGCUUGAGCGUUCUGUACGGAAUACCUGUCGAGAUAAACAAUAUUCGAGCUGACCGACCUAAACCUGGCUUGGCUGCUCAGCAUCUCAAAGGGGUAGAACUCGUUAAACAGAUGUGUAGCGCCCAAGUGUCAGGUGCAUACAUAGGCUCCACUAAGCUGGAAUUUCGACCAGGACCUUUGCAAAAUUUUCGGCGAGAGUUAAUUGCGGAUAUCCAAACUGCUGGUUGUAUUUGUUUAUUGGCACAAGUAGCUAUACCAUGUGCCUUGUUUUCUCCUAGCACUGAUCCAGUUACCCUUAUUCUGAAGGGAGGCACAAACGUACCAAUGGGACCACCGAUAGAAUAUCUGACGGAAGUAUUGAAACCAAUACUUAACAAAUUUGGUGCUGAUUUUAAUUUCACGGUGGUCAGAAGGGGAUACUAUCCAAAAGGAGGAGGAGAAGUGCACUUGUAUAUUAAACCUGUAAGAAGCUUAAACUCAGUAAAUUUACUAGACCCUGGUGAGCCAGUUAAUGUGUCUGGUUGGUCUUAUGUUGCUGGAUCAGUCAACAUUGCUGAAGCAAAUAAAAUGGCCUCUGAUGCUAAACGAACUCUAAUUGAUGGGUUUGUUAAAAAUAAUAUUCCAGUGCCAUCAAUUAAUAUUGAGUCGUAUAGAGAAGACAGAAAUAUGGCUAUUGGCAAUGGAUCUGGUAUUAAUAUCGUUUGCAACACAAGUAAUGACCAUGUAUUUGGUGGAUCUGGUUUGGGUUCGGGUCGUCGAGAAGACAUAGCACCAGGAAUUAUCGCAGCUACGCAAGUGUUAAAUCCUAUUCUGAAAGGUUCUUGCGUUGAUGAACAUUCUCAAGAUCAAAUCAUCAUUUUCAUGGCACUGGCGCAAGGAAUCUCACGAGUACAAAUUGGAGAAAAGAACCUCACUUGUCAUACAGAAACAGCAAUUCAAGUCGCAGAACUAAUGUUAGGUAGCAGGGGACUUAAAUUUUCUGUAACUAAAGGAGGAAAUGAAGGAGAAUUUGCUCCUUAUAUUUUAGAGUGUCAUGGAUGUGGAUUAGUCAAUAAUUCUUUACUGUAAAGACUACAUACAUUGCUGUGGACUUUACAUCAAAAUGUACCCUUUUUCAAAU
Orussus abietinus is the source of this 1427-nucleotide messenger RNA. It is a transcript of the gene Rtca, whose product is annotated as RNA 3'-terminal phosphate cyclase. NCBI's taxonomy places the organism in Eukaryota, Metazoa, Arthropoda, Insecta, Hymenoptera, Orussidae. The record is from RefSeq and is a predicted model, not a curated record. Gene Ontology annotation, cellular component: nucleus. Gene Ontology annotation, biological process: RNA processing. The transcript is spliced from 7 exons. The coding region runs from base 419 to 1375 and encodes 318 amino acids. Gene Ontology annotation, molecular function: RNA-3'-phosphate cyclase activity.